AUGUCAGAGUGGAAUGAGACCCACAAUGUCUCCUACAUUGACUUCUUCUUGGUAGGCUUCCCCGGGCUGAAUGAGAGCCGGUCCCUCCUAAUCCUUCCAGUCUCCUGCAUAUACUUGGUGAUCCUUUUAGCCAACAUGUUGGUCAUCUAUACUGUGGUGGUCCAGAGAAGCCUGCACCAGCCCAUGUAUGCACUCAUUGCCCUGCUUCUGACAGUCAAUAUUUGUUCUGCUACUGUUGUCAUGCCCACUAUGCUUGUUAGCUUCUCUACCCACUACUACCAUAUUUCUCUUUCAUGCUGCUUCAUCCAAAUGUUCUUUCUGUAUUUUUUCAUCAUCUUUGACUGUGGCAUUAUCUUGGUCAUGGCUCUAGACCGUUACGUUGCCAUCUGCUAUCCACUACGCUAUCCAGAAAUUGUGACAGGGCAGCUGUUGGCUGGGUUGGUGAUCUUAGCAGCAUUAAGGAGUACAUGCAUUGUUGUCCCUGUGGUAGGACUGGCUGCAAGAGUCCGCUUCUGCCGCUCCAACAUCAUCCGUCACUUCACCUGUGAGCACAUGGCCCUGAUGAAGCUGUCCUGUGGGGACAUCUCACUCAAUAAGACAGUGGGGCUUGCAGUCCGAGUCUUCAACCGGGUCCUGGACAUGUUGCUCUUGGGCACCUCCUACACACGCAUCAUCCAUGCUGCCUUCCGGAUCUCCUCUGGGGGUGCCCGCUCCAAAGCCCUGAAUACUUGUGGCUCCCACCUGCUAGUCAUCUUCACUGUCCACUCCUCCUCAUUUAUUUCUUCCAUUGUCUAUCGCAUAGCCCGCACUGCUUCCCAGGAUGUACACAAUCUGCUCAGUGCCCUCUACCUUCUACUUCCUUGCCUUGUCAACCCUGUUAUCUAUGGAGCCAGAACCAAGGAGAUCCGGCAACACUUGGUCAAGAUAUUUCAGAGAGCAGGACCUCAGGCCACUUCAAAAAAUACCCAUCCUUAGCCCCACAAAGAGAUCUUC
Messenger RNA from Monodelphis domestica (gray short-tailed opossum), 993 nucleotides. RefSeq names its product olfactory receptor 52K1-like. Gene Ontology annotation, biological process: G protein-coupled receptor signaling pathway. Lineage: Eukaryota; Metazoa; Chordata; Mammalia; Didelphimorphia; Didelphidae. Gene Ontology annotation, molecular function: olfactory receptor activity; G protein-coupled receptor activity. The record is from RefSeq and is a predicted model, not a curated record. Gene Ontology annotation, cellular component: plasma membrane.